This is a messenger RNA of Ostertagia ostertagi, 1593 nucleotides long. The record is from the annotation of a GenBank genome assembly. NCBI's taxonomy places the organism in Eukaryota, Metazoa, Nematoda, Chromadorea, Rhabditida, Trichostrongylidae.
AUGGUGUGGGCCGGCGUUUCGUGGAGAGGGAAGACAGAUCUCGUCUUCGUGGAGCCUGGUUUGAAGAUCAACGCCGAGUACUACAUCAGGCAACUUGAAGGAGAGAUUUCGCCGUCAUGUCAUCAGCUGUACGGCCGUGAAAACAGGGACUGGGCACCUGCUCAUGCCGCUCGGAGAACUCUUGCUUUCCUCGAAUCGCAAGUAGUUGAGUUCCUGCAGAAGACAGAAUACCCUAGUGCGUCUCCAGAUCUGAAUCCUCUCGACUACCGAGUAUGGGCAGAACUCAAUCGGACUGUGGAACGACCAGCUCCAAGCCAGUCAAGAAUGAGCACCGAAGAGCUCAACGACGUUAUCAUGGAGGAUCAGGAGCAAAAGGCACCUCCAGAGAAACUUGUGGAGGAAGCAUUGCAGUACCCUGGAAUUCCGGAAGGACUAAUGGUGGGAAUUGCAGGGACGCUCACUCAAAGAGGAAUAGAGUCGGAGGAAGAGUGGGAGGAGUAUAUAAAAACGGUAGAGAAGGAUGGAGAGCUGAUAAGCGAAUUGUGCGAAAUCAGAACAGCAGAAAAUGCAGCAGGCCAAUCAAAGAGAACGGUUCCGGUGCGGUUCACUGAGGCACUGCGGAACACAUCAUUCCAGGAAGCACAUUAUCCGACUGGUCAGAAAUAUGUGCGCAGCUAUCAGAAGCUUGGAAGGAGCCCGGAAGCGACUCCAGCACGUGGACGCAGGAGGAAAUAUGAAAGCGUAAUUGCAAGUGAAGAAACAUUAGUCGAGAUAUUAGGCGACGAUCACUUAGCGGGAAGGGCUAAGAACAUAUUUUCCUCUCUGCCACGAGCAACAAAAGAAAGAGGGUUCGAGGUCGUGACCCAAGAAAUGGCCAGGCUGUUAGCAUGCGAUUCCACAGCGAGCCGAAUGAGGGCCCUGACCGAGCUGAAAAAUUUAAAGGUAAGGCCGGGAGAGGUUGUCCUCGAGAAAAUAGGCAAACAGGCGAAUCCAGAAAGCGCACCAGAAGACCAGUCGAUGGAGUACGCCCAAAUUCUUCUGGAUAAUCUAAGCAGCUGGCCGGAACAUUUCCAAUUACUAGGAGCGCUCCAUAGGGUAGAGCCCCAUAACGCGUACGAGGAAAUAAAGCAGUUAGCCAUCAGCAUAGAGCAAUCAAAAAGGAUGUACUCAGAAAAUAGAAGCAACGUUCGGGCAUGGAAAGCCAGAUAUGCUCAGUAUCAAGGUAACAGGGAGAGCAAAACAGAGGUGCCCGCGUUAGAGAGACCGAUAAGCUGGGAAGGCCCGGGAGAUCAGAAAACGGCAAUUCCGGUGUUCAACAGCAGCAUGGAACCCCUACUUCUGAAGGAAGGAGAAGAGAUCGGACAUUGGGGAACGGAUAAGUGGCACGAGCGCUGGGAAGAUUGUAACCCGCUCAUAUCCGAUGAAGGUGCUAAUGAGGUAUUAUCAGAAGAGGAGCGAGUGGAAAAGCUGGAGGAACUACUGUUAGCAAACACGGAAUCUCUAGCACUGGAUGGAGAACUGAGGGGCCUCCUGAAAAAGUAUUCAGAUACAUUUUCGAUUUCCGAUAAGGAACUAUCCAAACCGAGUUGGUAA